AUGGGGUUUCCUACAACCUAUACUCAAUGGGUUAUGGAGUGUGUUAAAACUGUAAGCUACAACAUUAAGAUAAAUGGAGAGCCCACCAUGCCUUUUGAUGCUGCCCGAGGAUUAAGGCAAGGUGACCCUAUGUCAGCUUUCCUGUUUGCAAUUGGCAUGGAAUACCUUAGUAGAAUGUUAAAUGCUCUUAAGGAGUUCCAUUUUCACCCAAGGGGUGAUUUAGCUUCUGUAAUUGUCCUACAAGCAUGCUUUGCUAGGUUUUCUCAGUCUUCAGGUUUGCAGGCUAACCUUGGGAAAAGUUCAGUGUAUUUUGGUGGAGUCUCACAAGCUGUUCAAGAGAGCAUCCUGCAUAAGUUGGGAUCUCAUCUUGGACAGCCAGGAAGUUAUCGUACGCAGGCAGAGAGAGCUCAACUCAUAAAAUCAGUUCUCUUUGGUAUUCAAGCAUUUUGGGCACAGAUCUAUAUCCUUCAUACAAAGGUCUUGAAACUCAUUAAAGCUCACUGCAUGAGCUACUUAUGGUCAGGAAGUAGUACUAUAACUAAAAAAGCUUUAGUGGCAUGGGACAACGUGUGUACCCCCAAGAGUGUUGGGGGACUGAACCUCACCAAUAUGUAUCUAUGGAAUAGGGCAGCUAUUGCCAAACACUGGUGGGAUAUUGCCCACAAACAGAACAAGAUGUGGAUUAGGUGGAUCCACUCAUACUAUAGUAAACAACAACACAUGGACAGUGUACCAGUACCAAAGCAAGCCAACUGGAUGGUAAGAAAGAUGUUCGAGGCACGACCUUUAGUAGCCAACAUGCAAAUUCAGCCUACAGGUAAAAACACGAUUAGACAGAUCUACUAUCAAGCUCUUACUGCUAGAUCUAAAAUGCCAUGGAAGUGUAUCAUGUACAAAAAUGCUGCAAGGCCCAAAACAGCUUUUACUAUGUGGCUAUGGACAGAUUACUAA
Messenger RNA from Lycium barbarum (goji berry), 951 nucleotides. RefSeq lists its product as uncharacterized. The transcript has 3 exons. Lineage: Eukaryota; Viridiplantae; Streptophyta; Magnoliopsida; Solanales; Solanaceae. The record is from RefSeq and is a predicted model, not a curated record. Bases 1 to 951 code for a protein of 316 amino acids.